This is a messenger RNA of Nicotiana tabacum (common tobacco), 493 nucleotides long. Lineage: Eukaryota; Viridiplantae; Streptophyta; Magnoliopsida; Solanales; Solanaceae. The record is from RefSeq and is a predicted model, not a curated record.
AUGGCCAGUCAGGAACUUGAUGCGAGUGUCAUCGAUCCUUCAAGAGAGGCCUGGGCAAAGGGGCAACCACCAGCCUACCCCGCCAACCCUGCCUUCAUCCCGCUACUGGCUCAGUCUCAGGAUCACCAUGCCACUGAUUCGUCCCCGAGCUUUCCCAUCUACCAACACUACCAGAGCACAACUUCCCAAACACCACCCGCUCCACCACCCAAACCAGUUCUAUACCCUCCUCCACCAGCCACUCCUAUCUUCGUGGCGCUCCCUCCCGCUACACUACACAGAUCCUCCAGCGAGUCUAUGUUCCAAGCUCAUGACAACCAGUACUACCCCCCAGAAGCCACUUUCAAAGCUCCGGAACCCUAUUCCUACACUCCUUAUUUUGAUCUUCCUGUGGAAGCUGAGAAACCGUCCAAAAAUCCUGAUCAGGAGGAGAUGUGCAUGAACAGUGACCCGGCACCUGUUAUGAACAGUAAUCCCACACCUAUUCUGAACA